CUAUGAUUCGCAAUGAUGCUAGUACAAAAACACUGAACACACGCAUGAAUGUUUUUCUAUAGCGGCGUGUAUUAUAAAGCUCGCGUGUGUCGGCAGGAGGUGGAUCCGGAGCACGGGAGGCCGUUCCUUAUCCCGCGCGAGCAAUUGGCUGCUCGUGAACUUUGCAACGCGUGUUUGUCCUCGCGCUCAGGUCACGUAUGCAACGCACUUGAGAUGUCUCAUGCACAUCGGAAUAACGCACGCGAACUCCCUAAUCUCGGACGGGGCUGAAGUUUCACGUGAUCAUCCACACGCACGUCAAUCCGCAGUGAACAGGACGCGUCGGUACUGCCAGAGAGCGAGGGAUAUUAACGGUAACCGGAGAGAUGACGGAGCAACGGAUGUCGCGCUGGUAUUUCGGAGGGAUCGCGUCAUGCGGAGCCGCCUGCUGCACGCACCCGCUGGACCUGGUCAAGGUGCACCUGCAGACGCAGCAGGAGGUGAAGAUGAGGAUGGUUGGCAUGGCGAUGUACGUGGUGAAGAACGACGGCGUGCUGGCGCUCUACAGUGGUCUCAGUGCCUCCCUCUGCAGACAGAUGUCGUAUUCUCUCACUCGCUUUGCCAUCUAUGAAACCGUCAGAGAUAUGAUGGGCAGUGGCAGUCAGGGGCCGAUGCCUUUCUAUCAGAAAGUGUUGCUGGGAGCAUUUGGAGGGUUCACGGGGGGGUUCAUCGGGACUCCUGCAGACAUGGUUAAUGUUCGGAUGCAGAACGAUGUGAAACUGCCUCUCGAGCAGCGGAGAAACUAUAAACAUGCACUGGACGGACUCUUCAGAGUUUGGAGGGAAGAGGGCACCAGGAAAUUGUUCUCAGGAGCCACUAUGGCGUCCAGCAGAGGAGCUCUAGUCACUGUCGGACAGUUGGCGUGUUAUGACCAGGCGAAGCAGCUGGUGUUGGGCACAGGACUCAUGAAAGAUAACAUACUCACCCACUUCCUGUCCAGCUUCAUUGCUGGAGGGUGUGCGACAUUCCUCUGUCAGCCGCUGGACGUGUUAAAGACACGAUUAAUGAACUCUAAAGGAGAAUACAGAGGUGUAAUGCACUGCCUGACUGAAACUGCCAAAGUUGGACCACUGGCCUUUUACAAGGGUUUAGUUCCGGCCGGGAUCCGGUUGAUUCCUCACACAAUCCUGACGUUUCUCUUCCUGGAGCAGCUGAAGAAAUACUUUGGCAUCAGAGUGAUCAGCUGAACUUUGACCUCUUGAUCGUCUCCUGUUGACGUCCUCUUCAAGCUGCUUUUGAGUUCCAUGACAACGACCACAAAUCUGGACUUUACACGGUGACAAAGUUCUCUCUUGUGGUUAAUACAAAUCCAAAACAGCUGGCACGUCUCCAGGAACAUCCACCACAGCGGGCACCUGCGAAUGUGGCACACUGGGGUUAUGAGGACGGACCGAUGGGACAACAGGAGUUACUAAACUGGAUCUGAACUGCGAAUAGAUGAUUUAAGAUUACAGGCGUUCUCAGGAUAGAUUAUAGAGCGUGUGAUGAUUAAAAAAACUGUUCUGAAAUCAUUCUACUGUAAUGUGACGAUUUUUAAUCAAUAGUUCACCCAAUAAUGAAAAUCCCGUAAUCAUUUACUCAUGUUGUUCCAAACACAUAUGAUUUUCUUUCUUCUAUGGAUCAUAAAAAGAAAUGUUAGCUCAUUGUGCAUGCUGCUUUUAAGCUCCAAAAAUGACAAAAACGUGACGUGCACUUGUGAGAAGCAGACCAAAAUUUUAGUCGUAUUCACUGGAAAUAUUUCUCCCAUGCAGAGAGAUUCAUCAGAAUAUUUGAUUUUGUGUUGGCGAGUAAAUUAUAGGGUUUUUGUUUUGGGGUGAACUAUUCAUUUAAAUGGUUCUGACGCACACACAACUUCUCAAACAUUGAUUUUUGUUCUUUCAGUUUUUAUUUAGUUUGGUUCAAUCUGUAUGUAUUGUGCAUUUUUAUAAUGAUGUAAUACUUAAAAAAAUCUGUAUUUGACAGUGUACACAUCUCUUGUUGGGCUUAAUCGACACACCAGUUUAGGAUGAGGGUGCAAGACCACAUUCAAAAGGGCAAUUAUAUAGAGAAAAAUAAAAUACUUAACAAUUAACUGCAUGUAAAUCUAAAAAUGUGGAGCGAGCAGUGACUGAUGAAUCAACAAAUUAUUUUUGGUGCUAUGCUUUAACUUUAUUAAAGUUAUAUUAUUGCCUCAUCUGUGAUUGUAAUAAUAAUGUUAGCGCUACUGUAGUUGCAGCAGAUGUGCUUAUAGUUGAAUCAGUGCCAUGGUGAAAGGGGCAUUUAGUGAAUUAAUUUGUAAUAAUUGUAUAACUGGACUCAACUUACUUAAUUUCUAAAGUUGUGUUUGUGUUAACUAAAUAUUCUAAAUAAAGCUGACUUUAGAUUAAGUUGGUAAAUACCAUAUUGGUACUGUAUAUUCCGGUUGGGCACACCUAAAGCAGAGGCUGAUUGACUGGUUUUAGACUAAGAAUGCAAUCUGAAAACUUGAAUUAUUAUUUAUGUCUGGAGAUGAGGAGUCUGAUCUAAUGGUGACCACCACAGGGUGACGUGAUCUGCUUGUAUGAAACAAGAUAGUGUUGACCUGUGGAAAUAUGUUGAACAGAUUUACUGCACCCUUCAUCGCUAUAAAAAGAAAAUGGAAAUAUGCAGAAUAAAAGAGCUGAAACUGGUCUGAACUUCACUGCUGUCAUUGUCACAUAAGCUUGGCAUUAUGUAUUUAGGCUCAAAUUUAAUGCAUUUAAAUAAAAGUACCAA
Molecule: messenger RNA, 2772 nt
Organism: Xyrauchen texanus (razorback sucker)
Lineage: Eukaryota; Metazoa; Chordata; Actinopteri; Cypriniformes; Catostomidae
Product: mitochondrial dicarboxylate carrier-like
Exons: 11
Coding region: 366-1226 (286 amino acids)
Biological process (GO): oxaloacetate transport; thiosulfate transport; mitochondrial transport
Cellular component (GO): mitochondrial membrane
Molecular function (GO): antiporter activity; oxaloacetate transmembrane transporter activity; sulfate transmembrane transporter activity
Source: RefSeq, a predicted model, not a curated record